Daldinia childiae is the source of this 1500-nucleotide messenger RNA. Its product is annotated as Protein pbn1. Gene Ontology annotation, cellular component: glycosylphosphatidylinositol-mannosyltransferase I complex; endoplasmic reticulum membrane. Gene Ontology annotation, molecular function: mannosyltransferase activity. Gene Ontology annotation, biological process: GPI anchor biosynthetic process; protein processing. NCBI's taxonomy places the organism in Eukaryota, Fungi, Ascomycota, Sordariomycetes, Xylariales, Hypoxylaceae. The coding region runs from base 1 to 1500 and encodes 499 amino acids. The transcript has 2 exons. The record is from RefSeq and is a predicted model, not a curated record.
AUGCGACAAAGAAUAACCUUCUUCCAUAAAAAUGAGAACGGAGUAGAGCCCGCCGCUCUAAGGCUUUUAGGUCGUUAUAUUUCGGGACCGGACAUCACCGCUGAACGGGAGGACCGGAUUACACUAGCUCUAGAGGAGCUUCCGGUCGAGCUUCAACACCUACUUCGAGAAUCCCGCGAGCUAUUCAUUCGAUGGCAAAAACCUAUUCCCUACAAAGCUAUAGGUCCUUGGACCUCAAGGUUGCCUCCUGGUUUGCAUAUCUUUUAUACGCCUGGCAAUAGUGAGAGACCUGAUGGCGGUCGCUUAUGCCGCUUGUUUCGGACAGCGUUCGGACCAUUAGAUUGCUCAUCUACAUCUGGAUCGUUUACGAAAUUACCAAAUGAUCGAUUCACUCAUUCGACAGCAUAUCAAUAUUACCAGAUCCUAAACGACCUAUCUCAUUUCACUUCGUACCUUGAACAAUAUGCUUGUGGUUCCGGUAACUCCGAAUGCAAGGCACGAGUUCAACGGCUUCUUGACGCCAACUCGGUCGAUUUCUCUUACGAUGCGCUUUCUCAUGUUGUGAAACUCACUGCUGUGUGGCCUCAUGAACGGCAGCCAUUAUUUAUCAAUUCCCAGCAUGAUCAUAGAGCCGAGGUUGGGAUAAUGACACCAGACUCACCUCCGCAUCUAGAGUCACAUGAGCUUGGCGUCACGGGACUGCUGGCAGUCUUAGGUGAAGAUUCCAGGCCUACACCAACUCUCUUCUCGUUCCCUUCACGCCACAAGAAUGCCGAUGAUGCAGGUUUCGAGGCCACUUUUCUCCGUCCGAUGGGUUUACACCCGACUAUGCAAUUACGCCUUAGCUCAAGUAAACCGCCGAUGGACGAUGCGUACUGUUCGCUGCACACGUACCUUACUCUUCCUCGAACCGUGUUCAUCGACAAGUACCAACUUGGAGAUGAGCUAUUCAUGUCAUCUAAGAAUUUGUCGGCAUUGCGUUACAUCAGCCAGCCGGUAGACCUUGAAGCUCCAGACUACGCUAUGAGGCUUUGGGGCUCCAGUGCCCUCCUAGAGCUGCAGCCACCUAGACACGGGAAGGACCAACCAUGGACAGCUGAGAUUCCACUUCAUCUUAGAUAUUUGGCACCAGCGGAUCAUGGCUACAGAAACGUUAGUAUCCCUUGGCCUGUGGUUUUUUGGGCUUGCGCAGCCGAAGAGGGCACCAAGUUCCCCAACAGUCCAUUCGACAGGACGAAUCUAGGAUACGAUGGGCUAUUUGGCCCUCGUACGCUAUUCUGGCAUGUUGAACCGAAGCCAAAUCCAGGCGAGAACCUCUACCAUGAAAUCCGGGUUCCCGUUCUUGACCUUGGACAAUCAAAUCGGAUCAGCUCUGGAACAGUAACCGUGGUUCUCAUGGGACUUGUUUUCGUAAUAUGGAAACUCGUAUCAGUCUGCCUAGGGAUAAACCACGACAAAUACAAACCGGAGAAAGUAAGGAGGAAGAGAAAGAGUCUAUGA